Messenger RNA from Rhododendron vialii, 1890 nucleotides. RefSeq names its product nicotinamide adenine dinucleotide transporter 1, chloroplastic-like. Bases 385 to 1335 code for a protein of 316 amino acids. Gene Ontology annotation, biological process: NAD transmembrane transport. The record is from RefSeq and is a predicted model, not a curated record. NCBI's taxonomy places the organism in Eukaryota, Viridiplantae, Streptophyta, Magnoliopsida, Ericales, Ericaceae. The transcript has 9 exons. Gene Ontology annotation, molecular function: NAD transmembrane transporter activity.
GAGACCCGAAGAAACACGUUCCUCAUAUUUUUUUUCCGCGGCUUCCCCUAAUCGUAAGAGCCAACCGCUGCGUCAGAUGCAAGAGAGACGAUUUCUCCCCACCUUUUACAUGGCGAUUUCAUGUCCUCGAUCCCAUCGAUAUCCAGACAACACCACCCUCUAGGGUUAUUCAUGGUCUUUCCUCUGUCUUCCUUCGGACCGAACCCUAGUUUGUUUCCGAACACGAUUCGAUUGCUUCGCAAAGGCUGCACCGGAUUGCCAUGCGACGCUGGUUCUCUGCGAUCUCCCUCUCGAGAGAGGACUCUUUGUUGAAUUUCAAUCAAUACUGCUGCUACUUCGCGAUCGCAACGUCUCAAUUUCAAGCCGGUUGUUGUAGAUUCAUCGAUGGGUGCCGAUGCUCAUCACGGCCCUAGUCCCAAGGGCCUCCUCUGCAAUGCCGGCGCCGGUGCCGCCGCUGGAGUUAUUGCAGCAGCAUUUGUAUGUCCUUUAGAUGUAAUCAAGACGAGGUUUCAGGUUCACGGGCUGUCGGCGCUCAAUAAUGGAAGUGUUAAAGGUAGUGUCAUAGUUGGGAGUUUAGCACAAAUAUUUCAAAGGGAGGGUUUGCGUGGAAUGUACCGUGGGCUUUCACCAACUGUGCUGGCAUUACUUCCAAACUGGGCGGUUUAUUUUACUAUUUAUGAUCAGCUCAAAAGCAUUCUUUGCUCUGAUGAUGGGAAUCAUCACCUUUCAAUUGGUGCUAAUGUGAUAGCUGCUUCUGGUGCUGGAGCUGCAACAACCAUUUUUACAAAUCCUCUUUGGGUUGUAAAGACAAGACUUCAGACUCAAGGAAUGAGAACAGGUGUGGUGCCAUACAGGAGUACAUUGUCCGCUUUAAGGAGAAUUGCUCAUGAAGAGGGCAUUCGUGGAUUAUACAGUGGUCUUGUGCCUGCAUUAGCUGGUAUCAGUCAUGUUGCCAUUCAGUUCCCAGCAUAUGAGACAAUCAAAAUCUAUUUGGCCGAUAGAGGUGACACUACAAUGGAUAAACUUGGUGCAAGCGAUGUUGCUGUUGCCUCCUCAGUUUCCAAAAUAUUUGCAUCUACAUUGACAUAUCCACAUGAGGUUGUGCGCUCUAGGUUACAAGAGCAAGGGCACCACUCGGAGAAAAGAUACUCGGGUGUCAUUGACUGUGUUAAGAAAGUAUUUCAACAAGAGGGCAUCCCUGGUUUUUACCGUGGAUGUGCCACCAACCUGCUCCGAACAACCCCAGCUGCUGUAAUUACAUUCACCAGCUUUGAGAUGAUUCAUCGAUUUCUUGUUGACCUGUUUCCCCCUGAUCCACAGCCUCACACAUUGUGAAGAUAUAUCAUGCUCUACGCAAGCAUCUAGUCUUUGGAAUUCAGUGUACCCUCCAACAGGCAAAGCAAAUCAGGGAGCUUUACCUACAUUUUAGUUGUUUGUGUUGGGUCGAUUUUUGAUUGGUUGGUGUAUUUUAGUCAUUUUUGGUAGCUUUUACCAACAUUUAUCAACAAUUGCAUUUUGUUGAACUCAUGUUAUGCCGUCUACCCUGAGAGGACUACCCUGAGAGGAGGACUAGAUAGCAUACCGACACUGAUGAUGAUGAUAAUGUGAAGUACAAUGUCGACGUUCAAAAUUUUCUGGAGGUUUUCCUCUGGUUACCCAAUAUCAUCUGAAUCUGUUGAAUUUUAGUAAGCGGAUUCUAAUGAGAAAUCAUAUUGUGCUGGAUGUUUUGGCUUGCGGGAGAAUAUCCUGAGAGGACUAGGUGGUAUACCGUCAAUUAUGAUGAUGAUGAAAAAGUGUAGUACAAUGUAGACGUUCUGGUUGCCCGAAUCAUCAGAAUCUGUUCAAUUUCAAUUAAUGGAUUCUAAUGAGAUACUGUCAUAUUGUACUGAA